AUGGCAAAGUGGCAAAUAUUCCUCUCUAAAUUUGAUAUUGUUUUCAUAACCCAAAAGGCAAUCAAAGGACAAGUUAUAACGGACCACUUAACGAAGAAUGCAAGGGAAGAUGAUUAUCAGCCAUUUCACGCCUAUUUUUCUGAUGAGGAGAUCUUAUUUGUUGGCACAUUGGAAGACAUGAACGAACAGUAUCCUAGGUGGAGGCUAUUCUUUGAUGGGGUUUCAAAUUCUUUUGGGGUUGAAAUCGGAGCUAUUCUUGUAUCUCCUAAGGGAAAGCAUUACCUUUUCGCUGCUAAGUUGCGAUUUUCUUGCACCAACAACAAGGCCGAAUAUGAAACUUGUAUUUUUAGAUUGCAAAUGGCAUUGAAAAUGAAGAUUAAGGAUUUGAUAGUAUUCAGUGAUUUCAACUUAUCUUUCAGAAGUUUGGAGUUCAGGCAUAUUCCUCGUACUCGCAAUGUCUUCGCUGAUGCUUUAACCAUCUUGCCUUCCAUGAUUCGACAUCCAAAUGAAUUGAUAAUUGAACCUAUACAGAUUCAACUUCAAGGAAAGUCGGCACAUUGUCUGAUUGUGAAAAAAAAUUCUAAUGAUCAUCCCUGGUAUAGUGAUAUCAAAGAAUUCAUAAAGACGGGAUCUUAUCCUCCAGAUGCCGAUUCAACUGCCAAAAGUCUCUUGUGUAGAAUGUCAUCAAAGUUCUUCUUAAAUGAAGAAGUGUUGGAUAAGAAAACAUUCGAUUUUGGUCUUCUAAGGUGUAUUGAUGAAGAGGAAGCUGAUUACAUGAUAAAAGAAGUGCACAAUGGUUUUAUGAGAAAAUGCAUCAAGUGUCAAAUGCAUAGCAAUGUUAUACACGCUCCUCCUAUAGAACUACAUAAUAUGACUGCUCCAUGGCCAUACUCAAUAUGGAGAAUAGACUUGAUUAGAGCUAUUGAUCCUUUUGCCUCGAAUGGGCAUUGA
Coffea eugenioides is the source of this 951-nucleotide messenger RNA. RefSeq lists its product as uncharacterized. The transcript is spliced from 3 exons. Gene Ontology annotation, molecular function: nucleic acid binding; RNA-DNA hybrid ribonuclease activity. NCBI's taxonomy places the organism in Eukaryota, Viridiplantae, Streptophyta, Magnoliopsida, Gentianales, Rubiaceae. The coding region runs from base 1 to 951 and encodes 316 amino acids. The record is from RefSeq and is a predicted model, not a curated record.